This is a messenger RNA of Bombyx mandarina (wild silkworm), 3458 nucleotides long. RefSeq names its product 5' nucleotidase B (gene Nt5b). The record is from RefSeq and is a predicted model, not a curated record. Gene Ontology annotation, molecular function: 5'-nucleotidase activity. Lineage: Eukaryota; Metazoa; Arthropoda; Insecta; Lepidoptera; Bombycidae.
UGUCAAAUAAUUGUGAGAAAUAUUCAAAUUCAAUAUUUCAAAAGAAAAUCUCGGUCUUUGGAAGGUGGUAGCCGAGGAUUGUAAAAAUUUUAUUCCAUAAAUUUGCAAGCGGUACAGUACUUAAUAAAAACAGUGCAUGUUCAGAUGUACUAUAAAUUUUUUGAAAAUAAACAAUUAUCAAAGACUUAACAUAAUUUUUAAUUCUAAAUUUAAAAUGGAUGUUUGUAAGGAAAACGAGUGCCUGACUCUUCAAGAUAAAAAUAUUAUGUCCAAGAAAUACUAUCGUCGUGUUGAACACAGAAUUUUCGUUAACAGAUCGUUGCAUUUAGAAAAUGUUAAAUUUUACGGUUUUGAUAUGGACUAUACAUUGGCCGAAUACAAAUCGCCACAGUACGAAACGUUAGGAUUCAAUUUAACCAAAGAAAGAUUAGUAGUCAAAGGAUAUCCAAGAGAGAUAUUAGAAUUCGAAUAUGACCCUUCGUUUCCUGUGAGAGGACUCUGGUUUGAUACGUUAUAUGGAAAUUUGCUCAAAGUUGAUGCCUACGGGAAUAUUUUAGUGUGUGUACAUGGAUUUGAAUUUUUAAAACAUUCACAGGUAUACGAAUUAUAUCCGAAUAAAUUCUUGACUUUAGAUGAAUCGAGGGUUUACGUUCUGAACACUUUGUUUAACCUGCCGGAAACUUAUCUGAUUGCGUGCCUCAUAGAUUUCUUCACGAAUUCACCCCAAUAUACGAGAGUUAAGACGGGAGUGAGAUGCGGCGACCUAGCUAUGUCCUUCAAAUCAAUCUUCCAAGAUGUGCGAAAUGCCGUCGACUACGUUCACAUACACGGCGAUCUCAAGAAGAAAACUACGGAGAACUUAGAUUUGUACCUGAAGAAAGACGAAAGACUGCCAAUGUUCUUGUCUAGGAUAAGAGAAAGCGGAGCUAGACUGUUUAUACUAACUAAUAGCGAUUACAAUUUCACUGAUAAAAUCAUGAAUUACCUAUUCGAUUUCCCGCACGGUGCUAAGGUCGGUGAGCCCCACCGGAACUGGAAGACUUAUUUCGACUGGAUCGUAGUGGACGCUAAGAAGCCUCUGUUCUUCGGCGAGGGAACCACUCUAAGGCAGGUCGACACUCGCACCGGCGCUCUGAAGAUGGGACAUCACGUAGGACCACUGCACGAGGGAUCCGUCUAUUCAGGAGGCUCGUGUGACGUAUUCACGGAGCUGAUCAGCGCCAAAGGCAAAGACGUUUUGUACAUCGGCGAUCACAUAUUCGGAGACAUCCUCAAAUCGAAGAAAAUCGGCGGCUGGCGAACCUUCCUCGUUGUGCCCGAACUGGUUCAGGAGCUCCACGUGUGGACGGACAAGUGCCAGUUGUUCGCGCAGCUGCAGACCCUCGACGUUCAGCUCGGCGAUAUGUACAAAGACUUGGAUUCGAGUACAAAAGAGAAACCGGAUAUAUCCAAGCUCCGCAUGUCGAUACGCGACGUGACGCACAAGAUGGAUCUGGCGUACGGCAUGCUCGGCUCGCUAUUCCGUUCCGGUUCGAGACAAACCUUCUUCUCAUCUCAGGUGGUGAGGUAUGCCGAUCUGUACGCGGCUUCGUUCCUCAACUUGAUGUACUAUCCGUUCUGCUACAUGUUCCGUGCGCCCGCCAUGCUGAUGCCGCACGAGUCUACGGUGGCGCACGAACAACGGUUCACCCUCGACACGCCGACCAUAGACCGAUCUAGACAUCCAAGCGCACAACGUAGCUAUGGCGUCGUCACUGUAGCGGAGGACACUUCUGAAGAAAACAGCAUCAUCAACGCACAAGAACCCAUUGAUGCCAAAGCAGCGGGAUCCGUGCCCCACGUACGGCCUGAAACACCCCGACAACUCACGCACACACACGACGACGACUGUUCGGACGACGAAGACGUCACAAAGGCGGCGCAACACAAAUAAAAACCGUACCUACCGUGCUAUUUUGAAAUAUUGAAUUCGAACUGAAUAAAGAACACACCGAAUUGUGAAAUGAAAUGUUUGACGUUUGAUUAUUUUGAAAUGUUUUCUUCAUGUAACAGAACGCAAAUGGAUCGCAUUUCAUGAAUGCCUUUAUGUUCAUGUUUUUAUAUUUCUUAUACUAGAAGUAUAAGGUCGUUGUAUGAUUUAUUCAAUUAUUUGAUUUAUUCAAUUUUUUGUCAAUUUAUAUCCAAUCAGUAAAUUGAAAUUGACGAUCCACAAUAGUAAAUGAAAAAAGUGUAAUUUUUCCGAAGCUAUAUUUGUUCACAUUGUAUUAUUAUAUUCGGUUAAUAAAAUUAUACGUAUAUGUUCAUUGUGAUACUAAAAAUUGAAUCUAUGCAUAGCAUAUGUUAUACUAGAACGGAAAAUUAUAAAAACGUUUAGAGCAUUUUAAUUCAAGGGCUCAUCGAAGUGUUAAUUUUUUAUUUUGUUUGUUUUAUUUAGUCUAUUUGUGCUUUUAAAUAUGUCGAGAUUUUAUAACGUUGUUUUAUUAUUAUUAUAGUCAGCAUUCCUAGUAAUUUGUGAUGAUCUGUAAAAAGAUUUUAUGAAAGUGUCGUAAAUUUUUAGGAAUAAGUUGCAAUUUUUAUCUUUCAAAAGAGUCGCGCAAAGUUCUCAUAUGUUCUUCAAUAUGUUAAAUUAAUAAUAUUUCUUACUAUGUAAUGUACUGUAUGAGUAGUCAUUUAACUCACUUCAGUUAAAAUGUUCGAUAACAACUAACUUUUUCUUCUACAUAUAUCUCGCUAUUAAAAUUUGUUUUAAGAAAACUUCUAUAUUUAUCUCAAUUUAUUAAUUAUUUAUCUUUUGUUUAUAACUUAAUUUCUGUCAAAUUUCAAGAUUUUAAUUAUAAUAUUGUAAUCAAUUGGAAUUCUGUAUAUUUAAUUCAAAUUAUCGAUCCUGCUUGUACUUACAUUCUUUUAAACCGAAGAUAAUCGAAAUAUUCGGCGAUACUUAAUCGAUUAACCAUUUUAAUGAGCAUCAAACCAAAAUAGAUUUUAGUUUCGUAGUAAAUAGGUUGUGUGUAUAGACAACACAGGCUGUGUCAAAUCAAAGCGACAUUUAAAAUGCAAUGUUUAACAAUUACAUUUACAUGUACAUAAUUAUGUAAAAAGUUUUCGUGAAAUAUGCAUUUACUAAAACGACAAGUGUUUUGGAUCGCGUAAGUUGACUGAUUUAUUGCUCUUGUUAAUAAUACUUCAACUUAAAUGCACAGCGAUACUAAAAUUUUAUGUAAAACAUACUGUUCAUCAUGCGAGUCUCCUAUUUUAAUUGCGAAUUUGUUGCGGGCUGGAAAAAAGUUAUUUUUAAUAGGCCUUUCUAAUCUUCUUUCUCAGGGAUACGGCUACCUCGAAUCUUUUCCUUUGCACGACUCUCUAAAUGACUGAAGGUUGUGUAUCGAUGCAGAAUAUUAUAAUCGUAGUUAAUUUAUAAGAAAUACGUAUCAAUUAUUUUAUACACAUUGAUAAUAAAG